Molecule: messenger RNA, 2502 nt
Organism: Phlebotomus argentipes
Lineage: Eukaryota; Metazoa; Arthropoda; Insecta; Diptera; Psychodidae
Gene: NT1
Product: neurotrophin 1
Exons: 5
Coding region: 1-2502 (833 amino acids)
Biological process (GO): central nervous system formation; innate immune response; regulation of Toll signaling pathway
Cellular component (GO): extracellular region
Molecular function (GO): growth factor activity; Toll binding
Source: RefSeq, a predicted model, not a curated record
AUGUGUACUGUAACGAAAGCUCUCGUGAUCUUUUCACUAUUGACACUACUGAAAGUGACUGUGAAUGGUGAGGAGACAGAUGACUUAGUGGACUUUGAAUUUGAGACGCAAACACCCACCAAUGACUACGAGUAUGCCGACGAAGUGGUUGCCAGCAAUCACAGAAACACGCUGAUGGACGAUCUGGGCGAUGUGGAAACGGAGUCAGAUGGGCAAGAAGUUGUGAAUUUUCACACGAAAGAGCAGAAAGUGAGAGCAGCACUGUUGAAAGCGUGGGCAAAUCUGAAAUUGCGGCAAAAGUUUGCCGAAAUUCUGCCUAUUCUUCGCAUGCUGUCCAGCCAACAGAGAACGGCUUUGGCUGCUCUCGUUUCGGCCCAAGUCAAUGCCAAGCCAGGCAGGGAAUUGAAUCUCAGCCAGGUGAAAAGCAUGUUCGGUGACCGGAAAGAUCUGAUACUGCCUCUGGUUCUCGAUAUUGCAAAUCUUGUGCGAUUCGCCACCACAACACCUCAUUACACCACGUACGACACUUUCUUCGAGAAUGAACCCAUUCCUCAGGCGCAACUGCUUCGUCGAAGCUUCAACACCCAAUCAACGGUGGAAAGUGAUGAGAGAAAUGAGGCCGCCGCGGCAGGUCUCGAUACCGCAAAUCCAAUGAGCAACAUUAGAGAUGAUCGAUUGUCUGUUGAAGAAGAUGAUGGGGUAAUUGUGACAACGAAUGAGGGUCAGAGGAGUCCCAGGCAGAGCGAAUCUCGAGCAUUUCUCGUGACCAGAGAACCUCCGCACUACGAUAAACUCGUGCAAAUGAUGCCGCAAUUCGAGCAGAAGCUCGAGCAGGACAGUCAAAAGUCACCCACAGAAGCGACAGAUCAAUUGGUUGGGGAAUCGAGGCCUCUGCCCAUCACUCUCACCAGAGCAAGUCCCAUUGAGAGGAACUUGACUCUGGAGGAAAUUGAGGAUUUGGCAUUUGAGUCGCUAAAUGGAACGGAUUCCACAGAUUCACCAGCAGCAGAGUCGGAUUCGGAGAACUUACCCACUCCGGAAAUGCUGAUUGGCAGGAAGAGGCACAGGAAGAAGCCUCCGCCAUCUUUCCUCUACAGACAACCGUCUCAUCUCAGUUCGCACACUUGUGAGAGAUUCACUGGGAAUAUCUGUCUAAGGGUGGAUGACUAUCCGAUGGACCAAAUCAUGGGAAGCAUCAGGAGACAUUCUUACGCAAUGAAUGCUUUGCUGGCAGAAUACAGUGACAAGGCUGAGGAACAAGAUGCUGACUUUUCCGAUGAUUUACUAUACGAAAGCAAAAGGAAUUUACUUAUUGGUUUCUUGUUAUCCAGACGCGAGGACGUGAACGCUGGACAGCCUGGAGCCAUGUGCAACAGCGUCAUCCGGUAUGCUCGGCCCCAGAAAGCAAGAUCUGCCACUGGCGAGUGGAAGUACAUUGUGAACACCGGGAAGCACACGCAAACCCUGCGUCUUGAGAAAUGCAGCAAUCCCCAGGAGAGUUGCACAUAUCUCACUGAGAACUUCAAAUCGAGAUGUGUUCAGGUGUAUAACUACCAUCGACUGCUGAGUUGGGACAACACCAGAGGUCUUCACGUGGACAUCUUCAAGGUUCCGACGUGCUGCUCAUGUCGCAUUGAUGGAUACAGAGACGCUUACCCACCCUUAACCACAGGCACGAGCCAGUACAACUCCUACAAGGACACCACAUCGAAGCUGUUCGGAUCAUCUUCCCGGACAAAGCCAUAUGCCGCGAUCAGCGAGAAUCUCGAUGACUACGAUCUCGAUGACGAGGAUUUCGAGGAUGGCGAUGAUGAGGACGAAGACGAUGACAUCGCCUAUCAGUUUGGGGAUGGUUUCAAGAGGAUUCGCAAGCCUUCCAAGGCAAUCGUGUCCAGUUCCAGCGUUCCAAAGAUCCGCGUUGAUCAGCUCAAACUGCCCAUUGGUCACGGUCUCAAUUUGCAAGUCAACACCCCACCAGAGCCCUAUCUGAGUCCUCCGCUGAAUGAGUUCGGGGAGCUGGUGUCCUUCAAGCGAGGACCUUUCACGGGCAAGCGUCGCAAGAGGCCCACAAGUCGCAUAGAUCAGAACCUAGCCGAGAGUGCAACUCAGUAUCGGGAAGUCACGCUUCCGUCCACGCUCUCGACGAUCACCGAGCGUCCCAAGAGGCGGUCAACAGUGACAACGACAACCAGAGCCAGUCAGGAGAAGAUCACGCCGCGGCUGCCCAACACGGGCCUCGAGAGCGAGAGCGGAAGCAGUCGCGUGAAUUACAACUACCACCCGAUAAUAGAGUUCUUCGAGAAUGGGGCCGUGAAGGGGGGUGUGGAAGUGCCACAGGCCGCAGCAUCCGGAAAAGAAUCGCGAAUUGGCGCGAGCGCCAGCGAUUGGCAACCAAUGAUCAAUGAAACUCAGGCACGAUGUGUACUGAUGAAUGCCAAUGUCUAUCACGGCGGCCUGGAUUGGAUCACGCUGGCCGAGGAAUCUGUCGAGAGCUACGCAUGA